Messenger RNA from Osmia bicornis bicornis, 722 nucleotides. RefSeq lists its product as uncharacterized. NCBI's taxonomy places the organism in Eukaryota, Metazoa, Arthropoda, Insecta, Hymenoptera, Megachilidae. The record is from RefSeq and is a predicted model, not a curated record. Bases 30 to 431 code for a protein of 133 amino acids. The transcript has 2 exons.
UAUCGUCCACCUAUCGCCACCGCGAUCCAAUGGGUAUAAAAGAGGGCUACUUCGAUGUUUCGAGCAUCAAUCGAUCGUCAACGGUCUUCCAAGCUCUUCCAAGCUUCUCAUCUACUCCACCAAACUACAACAUGAAGUGCAUCGCAGUUGUCGCUCUGCUCGCUCUGGUCAGCGUAGCCCUGGCGAAACCUUUGGAAACGGAAUCGUUGGAACCGGUAAAAGCUGAAUCUGCUGUGUUGGCCGAAGCUGAAAACACAGCGAGGGACAAGAGAGGAUUGUUGGUGGGUGCGGCUUACACCGCUCCCGUAGCCUACAGCGCCUACACCGCUCCGGUUGCCUACACCUCUGCUGCCCUCGCCUACCCUUACUCGGCCUACUCCGCCUACCCCUACUACGCUGCUGCUUACACCGCACCCUACUACGUCAUCUAAACGUCAUCCCUUCAUUCGGACAGGAUAUUUCAACGACCGGACUACCACCACCCACCCAACUAACUAAACGCCACGACGACUGCACCCCGAUCUCGACAGCUCCUCUACGAGAGCUCUCCAGACUCGAUAUCGAGAUGCACGAAUAACACCGUCCAAGGAUAACAGCAUCGUUCCACUCGGAGCGGUGCCGACCGAUUUACUAACAAUUACAUGAUAACGUUAUUAUAUAGGUAUGUGCUGUGUAGAAUAGAAUAAAGCAUGUAAUAAACUUGGUUGCAAGCUAUAAAACUA